GGAUAAAGAUCAAGACGGAUUGAUCAGCAAGGAUGAGAUGGUGGCGUAUUUCCUCCGGGCCAACCCUCUGCUCCAGUGUAAGAUGGGACCAGGAUUCAUUCACAACUUUCAGGAGAUGACCUAUCUGAAGCCAACCUUCUGUGAACAUUGUGCUGGAUUUCUCUGGGGAAUCAUCAAGCAGGGAUACAAGUGCAAAGACUGUGGUGUUAACUGUCAUAAACAAUGUCGGGAACUGCUGGUUCUGGCCUGCAGGAAGCUGAUUGGCUCAGGCUCUGUAAGCAGCGGCUCUCCAGCCAGGCUGACCCACAGCUCUCUGCCCAACAGCCCAACGCUGCCCACCUGUAAAGGAUACCUACAAGAGACAGAGGAGGUUCCUUUCACCUGAACCUAAACCUAAACAGAG
Molecule: messenger RNA, 403 nt
Organism: Poeciliopsis prolifica (blackstripe livebearer)
Lineage: Eukaryota; Metazoa; Chordata; Actinopteri; Cyprinodontiformes; Poeciliidae
Product: ras guanyl-releasing protein 3-like
Exons: 5
Coding region: 38-385 (115 amino acids)
Biological process (GO): protein phosphorylation
Molecular function (GO): ATP binding; protein serine/threonine kinase activity
Source: RefSeq, a predicted model, not a curated record